Messenger RNA from Ornithorhynchus anatinus (platypus), 2341 nucleotides. RefSeq names its product angiopoietin like 3 (gene ANGPTL3). The transcript has 7 exons. Lineage: Eukaryota; Metazoa; Chordata; Mammalia; Monotremata; Ornithorhynchidae. The record is from RefSeq and is a predicted model, not a curated record. The coding region runs from base 59 to 1441 and encodes 460 amino acids. Gene Ontology annotation, biological process: phospholipid catabolic process; triglyceride homeostasis; phospholipid homeostasis.
GCUACAAGAGGAAACUAAUUCUUUCUAAACCUCUUGGAAAUUAAAAGAAUCAGGAAAGAUGAGAACAAUAAUACUCUUCGUUUUGUUUUCCCCUUUUGUGAUUUCCUCUGGAAUUGACCAAGAUUAUUCCCCAUUUGAUUCUCCCCUGCCUGACUCCAAAUCAAGAUUUGCCAUGUUAGACGACGUCAAAAUCUUAGCCAACGGCCUUCUUCAACUAGGACAUGGUCUUAAGGAUUUUGUCCACAAGACCAAGGGACAAAUUAAUGACAUAUUCAAAAAACUUAACAUCUUUGAUCAGUCUUUUUAUGCUCUCUCAGAACAAACAAAUGAGCUCAAGGUGGAAGAAGAGCAGUUACGAGAAACCACAUCUAAACUUCAGGCCAGAAACGAAGAGAUGAAGAACAUGUCGCUUGAACUCAAUUCGAAACUCGAAGGCCUCUUACGAGAAAAGCUUCAACUUCAACAGAAAGUUGGGGGACUGGAGGAGAAAUUAGCAAACUUUGAUAAAAUUCAACCGGAGAUACAGGAACCCAAAGAAGUUAUCUCGCUCAAAAGCUUUGUAGAACGGCAAGAUAGCAAAAUCAAAAACCUCCUGGAGAUUGUGCAAGAGCAGUACGCACAACUCGAUAAGCAACACAAUCAAAUUAAAGACAUCGAGGAAAAGCUGAGAAAGACCGGCUUCCAAGAAACCACAGACACUUCAUUUUCUUCAAAACAGAGAGCGCCACGGACUAUUCCUUCUUUACAAUUUAAUGCGACCAGAAAAUCUGAAGGUCAUGGUGUUCUGGCUGAUUGUUCUGCCAUUUAUGAUGGAGGUGAACAGUCGAGUGGUGUAUACUCCAUAAGGCCCAAUGAAUCUGAGGCCUUUAAUGUCUACUGCGAAGUAAAAUCAGAUAGUUCAUGGACAGUAAUUCAACGCAGAUCGGAUGGAUCACAAAAUUUCAAUGAAACCUGGGAGAGCUAUGAACGUGGAUUUGGCAGCCUUGAUGGGGAAUUCUGGCUGGGCCUAGAGAAGAUCUAUUCCAUAGUCAAGCAAGGGGAUUACAUCUUACGGAUCGAGCUGGAAGACUGGAAGGACAACGAGCGCUAUGUUGAAUAUUCGUUUACCUUGGGGAGUAAAGACACAGACUACCUCCUGCACCUCUCUGAGAUUACAGGCAGUAUUCCCAACGCGCUCCCCGAACACAGAGAUCUGGCGUUUUCUACGUGGGAUCACGGCACGGGAAGAGAUUUCAACUGUCCAGAAGGCGCUUCAGGUGGCUGGUGGUGGGAAAAUGCAUGUGGAGAAACCAACUUGAACGGGAAAUACGCCAAACCGAGAUCGAAGAGUAAACCGGACAGGAGACGAGGACUGUCCUGGAAACCCUCGAGGGGCAGGUCCUACUCCCUCAAGGCCACCAAAAUGCUGAUCCACCCAACGGACUUAGGAAGUUUUGAAUGAUAUGCACCCAGGCAAGUGAAGUGAAAAAAGCAAAUAAAUGGAACAAAAACUCUUCAGCAGUUACUGUGGUUUAAUGAUCAGUAAUGCAACCCCGACAGGGAGGAGUGAAGGAAGAGUUGAAUUUAAUAGCCUAAGGGGUUUGCCGUAGGCUAAUUUGAGCCUCCUGCAGUAGGAGUUAAACGUACCGGUUUUGUUUUUUUUUCCAAGACCAAAAUUGCUGUAUCACCAUCCCUGAUGAGCUUUUACUUUUUCCAGCUGGAUGCCGUCUGACGCUCUAGAUCACAUCGACGGCGUACGGAUAUUUUCUAAACAGUGUAUCGAUUUCAUAUGGUCUUUUUAUACAAUCUAAGCUUAUUUUUGGUAAAAAUAUACAAUGAGAAAGCCAUCUUUUCACUGAACCCGUCCCAGAGCUGCUUGUCUUUUUCACUCAUGAAAGCAGUUCGGUUUCAAGACAGAUCCAACUACUAAAAGGUAGCUUGGGAUAUUUCGAGACAUGAAUGAAUGUAAAGGUCAAAUACUUCCACAUUUAGGAAAUACUGUCAGGUUACCAUUCAUUUGAAAGCUGGAAUUCAUCAGAAUAAAAGCACUUCUGACGAUCCAAAAUGUAACGCUCAAAAUUUAUGCUAUACUUUUCUGAAGAAUAAUUUGUAUCAAAUGUUUGCGAUACUUUAUUUAUGAAAUCAAAUGAAGCAGGAUGAAAUACUGUGUUUAAAUAAGCUCGGUGCCUUUGAAACAGAUGGAGUACAUCAUAUUAUUAAGUCAUAUUGACUUCACCUCGGGAUCAAUGUAUUCUUACUCACCUUUUGUAUCUUCACUGUACUGUAUGCAUUUUUUAGCACCUACGACUGUAAAAGGACUUUUGAAGCUGCCUUGUCAAAAUAAAACAAAUGCGAAUGUGAA